CGCCCACUUGAUUCUAGCAUCUACCUACCGGAUAUGUGCAAACCACAACAGACAUGGCCUCUCCGAUGACAGGCGCCCAGGACCGCCUCCUUUUGAAUAAACUUUAUUGACAAUUUUCGUUUGUAUAACACACACUCUCAGACGUCAAGCGGUGCUUGGAAAUCUCGCGAGAAUUGGAUACGUGUGCACUGAUCAGAUCAUCAUCAGGGAGAGGAGAAGCGGGACUGUGUGACAGACCGGCUUCUGGUACCGCAGCAGCCGCUGAGCAACGUCCCUUCUCUGGUGAGACAGUCAGGCCAGUCAGCGCCGUUGCUGGGUUGUUCUGAGAUUAGGAAAGGAUUCCAGAUCUGCAGUGAACAUGUCUGAAAAACAGAAUAACUUCCCCCCUCUGCCUCGGUUCAUACCACUCAAGCCAUGCUUCUACCAGGAUUUUGAGACUGACAUACCAGACCAACAUCGUACGACAGCCAAACGUCUUUACUACCUGUGGAUGUUGAACAGUAUCACGCUGGCGGUGAAUCUGAUUGGCUGCCUGGCGUGGCUGAUUGGAGGAGGCGGAGCCACUAAUUUUGGCCUGGCGUUUCUAUGGCUUAUCCUUUUCACUCCCUGCUCCUAUGUGUGCUGGUUCAGACCUAUUUACAAAGCCUUCAAGACAGACAGCUCCUUUAACUUCAUGGCUUUUUUCUUCACAUUUGUGGCUCAGUUAGUCAUCAGCAUAAUACAAGCUGUUGGUAUUCCUGGUUGGGGAGUCUGUGGGUGGAUCGCAACUAUCGGCUUCUUUGGAACAAAUGUGGGUUCUGCAGUGGUGAUGCUGAUUCCCACAAUUAUGUUCACAGUUGUGGCCGUCUUCUCUUUUGUGGCAUUGACAAAGGUACACAAAUUUUACCGUGGUGCUGGAGGCAGUCUGAGUAAGGCACAGGAAGAGUGGACCACAGGUGCUUGGAAAAACCCUCAUGUCCAGGAAGCGGCUCAGAACGCAGCCAUGGGCGCUGCUCAAGGUGCUAUGACACAACAUGAACCUCAGUACUCUGCAACACCAAACUAUGGCUACUCCAAUCAAAUGUGAGGGAUUCCUUGGGACUGUGAGAAGUACAUUCCCCGGGGUCGCAAGGACCUUGUGUGUUUGCUACCCUCUUAGUACAUUUGUUUCUUCAACUUUCUAACCACUUCCCUUUUGAUAUGGUGCAUAAUUGAUUGUGGUGUGUAUGUGGUGUCCCGGGGAGAAUCCAGCCACUCAUUAAUAGGGGUCAUAUGUUCAUUUAAGAAACCUAGAUUUACAUAAAGCCCAGUAGUGCUUUGAAGCAUUACAUUAAGAGGGUAAAUAAAAUUAGGUGUUUGGUGUAAGUCUAAAGAGGCAAAUAGACAGAGGUAAAUAAGUGACAAAAGAUGGUUAUUCAAGUAAAUGACCUAAAUAUGUAGCAUCGAGCAGUGUGUGUCUCCCAAACUGGCAGUAAGAGCUUCAUCUCAUUCUACUGUCCACCAGGGACUGGAAAGGAGACCCACAGCUAGAUGCUGAUCUUGAUACGUUCACUUUGCACUUCAGCCAACUACUCUGUGUUUUUUCUUUAUCAAAUAGUACACCAUUAUAUUGGAAGACUUGCACCUUAAUGUCAUGCUUUGUGUACUUCAUUGGCUCCAGAUGCCACCCAGCAUAUUUGAUUUUAUGAUAAAAAUGUAUCAUUGGAUUAUAUUGCAGUAACAUAUAUUCAAGCCCUGUCUAGGACCUCUUUCUAUUUUUAUGUAUGGAAAUUGUGUUUUGUUUGUUAUUGAACACUGCUAUGCAAUAACUCCUAAUAGAAUUGCAUAUGUACUGAUAAUGCUGCACUAUAUAGGUAUACAGUGUAUAUGUACAGUACUAAUGAAUAUGUUACACUGUUUAUUUAAACUACAUACCUCCUAAUCUAUUUCUUUAGAGUCCGUUAGCACACAGGGUUCCUAUGCUAUGUAACCGCUGAGAGGGGAAAGGUGUGGCACAGUUGGCAAUUCAAGAAAAACAUUUUAAAAAAACAACACAUUUUUUAUUGAUAUUACUCUGUGGCAUAUUAGUAAUUGUGCACAGUAUGACUAUUGCAUAAUGCUCCAUAGUGUACACAAUUUAGAGGAAUACUGACUAAGUUGUGCACACUCUUUGUUACAUUUUUUUAAAUGGAUGGAAAUGUUGAAAUCUUGCGAUUGCGGCUCCAGAACCUCAGAUAGAUUGAAAAAGCAGACUGAGCCAAGAUAUAUAAGCAUCUUGCAUUAUGCUUCUGCUGUUAAAUGAACAAACAUAUACACAUUAUGUUUUGUAAGAUUGCCUCUAUGGGUAACAAAAUGUCAAGUCGUAUAUCUUAAUGUUUAAUACAUUAACAUUUGUGGGACCAACUGAAUACUGACACAAUGUAUUAGUUAGUAUGUUGUAAUAUUGUUAUACUUUGAAAUGUUAAAUGGGCAGCUUCUAAAGGACUGAACUCUGGAAUAAUUAGAACAAUACCCCUCAAUGUGAAUAAAGUUGGCUUUCUGCUAAUCGCACAUUUCUGCUAAAAUAUCAUUUGGUGCAACUAGCUGCACUUGUUUACAUUUUGAUUUCGUUAUGCACUUUUUAGGAAUUGGUUUCGAAAAUAUCUAUUAAAAAAAAAAGUCUUAAAUGAAUUGGCUAGAUUUGCAUAAACUCGAGCUGUAAUUUUUUGUUUUCCUAGCACAGACGUAUAAAAUUGUUUACUUGCGACAGAGCCAGCACAGCUAAAAUGAAAUUACUUUCUGUAGAUAUGGUGGCAGUUAUAUAAUUGAAAGAUUUGCUAAAGUGUCUAUAAAGAAAUGUUAGUGCUGUUGCCCACAGCAACUCAUCUAGAAUAUACUACAGUGUUUCCCCAACUCCAGUUCUCAGGUACCCCUGACAGUGCAUGUUUACCAGAUCUCCUAAUUGAUGCACAAUUGUAUUCAUUACUGUCAGACACAUUUUAAUAGAUACACAGGUGGUACUAAUUAUUUCACUUGUGACUUACUAAGGAAAUCUGUAAAACAUGCACUGUUAGGGAUCGCUGAGGACUGGAGAUGGGAAACACCGACGUACUAGAUAAAUCACAGCUAGAAUCUAUUUGGAUACCAUAGUCAAUACCUUUACUCUUUCUUAUUUGAAGCUUUAGUAAAUCUUCAUCAAAGCUUUUUGUUUUUAGCCUUUACUAAAUUAUUACAAACAGAAAAUCGCGGCCACUCCCAUCGUUUUCAUGACAAUUUGCGAUAAUCCAAUAUGUGACCUAUACAAGGGGUUGAAGGCUUUUCAAUAUUUAGUAAUAAUGGUUCUCUCAGCAUUGCACAAACAAUGUCAGUGAUGCUGCUGCCUGUUUAUCUUUCAGUAUUAUAAAUAGGUGGAAAGCUUCUUUUACAAGCUCUUUUUCCAUAUGUGGCUCCAGAUGCUGUGUAGCAAUAGUGGUAAUGCCAUCUAAUGCUUACCUGGCUCUUUUUGUAGAUAAAUUCAGAUGCCAUCAGAAACUUCUCCAACUGAGAGCUUGAAGUAGCCGUUAAUGUAAAUAUCAAAGAUUUCAGUAUUGUGCAGUUCUUUAUAUAUAAUGAACAUUCCUAGCUGAUAUUUUACUCCUGUCUUCAUCACUGACCUCUUAAUUAUAUCUGGGAAAAGUAUAAAAAAAAUGUAGAUGAGUCUUAGAUAAUUUGUGCACUCAUUCCCUUGAAUCAGUUACAUACAGUAUGUUACAAAAUCCCCAUGUAUAGUUCUGUUCAAGAUGGGAUUCCUAGACCCAAUGAUGAGUUCUUGUAUUUAUCACUGUAUGUGUAGUUUCUCUUAAAUUAUUGACGUUUGGUGAGAAGAGUUGUCCAAAAUGUGUGAUUCAAUUAAAAAAAUAAAAAUAAAGGAAGCUUUCAACUUA
This is a messenger RNA of Pseudophryne corroboree (corroboree frog), 3860 nucleotides long. It is a transcript of the gene SCAMP5, whose product is annotated as secretory carrier membrane protein 5. Gene Ontology annotation, biological process: protein transport. NCBI's taxonomy places the organism in Eukaryota, Metazoa, Chordata, Amphibia, Anura, Myobatrachidae. Bases 359 to 1066 code for a protein of 235 amino acids. The transcript has 7 exons. The record is from RefSeq and is a predicted model, not a curated record. Gene Ontology annotation, cellular component: trans-Golgi network membrane; recycling endosome membrane.